AUGGAGUUCGUGGAUGCGAUAGGAGAGCUUAAAGCCCUUCCGGAGGGCACCCAUCUCCUUUGCCCGCGCCAGCACGACGAAGAUUACGGCCGAUACGAUGACUUAGAACAUGUCGAUGAACAAGGGAAGAGUGUCAAAGAGCAGGUGGCUGAGGCAACUGCACGAAAAGAGAAAUUCCUCUCUUGCAUGCGCAUACUUGCAUACAAUGCGGAUGGCAUCGAAGAACUCCAGACUUGGGUUUUAACGAAACUCGACGAAAACCUGGAGAAAUGCGACCUCUGUAUCAAACAAUACUACACGGGGAAAAUUUGGCUCAUGGAUCAGCUUAAGAUGGACUACCAGGACGAGGAUAUCGAGGCUUUUUUUCAACGGGUCGAUGAGUGGGAUGUCAAGCGGAUUACGCGGAACUUGAAUACGGCCACAAAACAAUUAAAAAGUGUCCCCCCGCAGCAGAUCGCGCUGGAUGUUUUGGAAAGGGCGGCCUUGCUUUCUAUAUUUGAGACUCUGAGUUGCGAGGCUAUGCUGCGCAGUGAUAGUCUCUUGACAAAACAUUUCGAUGAGCCUUUCAAACUCAUCCAAACAAAACGGACGUUGAAGAUCUCUGAUUAUGUACCGGCUGUCACCCGUUUCCUUUUCGAUUCAAGCGAACUCCGCCACUACUGGGCUAUCUCCACCUGGACGCGAUAUGGAAGACCUCCAACGGCGCUGGAAUUCGACUGGGCGAUUCGCGAUGGUCUUCUCAGUGCAUUGCAAGCAGGUUCCAUGCAGCCGCCACAGCUCACCGUUAUUCAACGUCUUUGGCGUGGCAUGCAAUUGAUUGUCAAAAAACUCGACAAAGAGCAAAUUACUCACAACCUUCGCGGGCUUGACAUCGAUCCUCUCCGUCUCUCGGUAGAUCAUUUGAGCUUUCCGAUGCCGGGACUGCGAUUCCUCUUGAACACUAUUCAAACCUUCCUCGAGAAGGCCCCCGUCGAUUUCUGGGAUGCUAUGCAGACAAUUUCCCCGCAAGCUCUCAUGGAACACACUUUCUUCAACACACAAUUCAACACUUUCCUCAUGCAAACCACCGAAGGCGAGCCUUAUGAGAAAUCAGCAAUGAAGGACAUGCUUUCAUGGAUCGAUCCAUUCUUAGCUUCUUUGAAACCUGCUCACUCACCGGCCGCCUCCCGCUUCCUCGCAUUGCAAUUAUUAAGACGCCUGCAAGAUCCACAAUAUCCCCAAUUAACCCGAUAUCACUGUUUCCAUGUUGGACUUACGAGUCUGCUUCAUACCCUCCGUCGAUUUACCGACAAUGAAUCUUCACGGAGCUCGGUGGAUCAUAUUGUGCUGGAGACUACCAUGGGUGUGCUCAGUGAUAUCAUUGAAGUCAUCUUGAACACGCCUAAAUUUGCUAUUGAGCAGAGCCGACAACAGGAGAUCGUUGACUUUUGCAUGGAUGUUGUUCGCAACACUCUUGCCCUGGAGUGUCAGUCCUUGAAAAGUGACUACGAAGUAAUUCUCAAGCAUGGAACUCUCUCUCAUAGAGUCUCAACUUAUUCCCCGCCGAUAUGGGGUGCGGUUGUCAAACAUCUUCACCAGGAUAAUCCCGCUCUUUCGAAGGCAGCCUUGCUCGGAAUCCUGCCCCUCGUUGGCCUGGAAAAAUUCCCGAUGAAAGGCGAGGAAAAGCAGAAGGGUACCUUCAAUGAAACAUACGAUAACCUCACCCGCCUCUCCUGCCAGAUCAUCGAACGCCUCGCGGAAUUCAGGCCAGACCACCUCGAAUCGCUCUUUAAAAGCCAGGAUACUAGCAGUGCUCUUAUCUCGACACUCUUCGCCGCCGAUGUGCAUACCUACCAAGCAUCUGUCGAUUUGAUCAAGAACUUCAGCGGCCACUCGGCUCGCCGGGACGCCAUUUCCUAUCUGCUACAAAAGACAUUCGUGACAACUAUGUACGGACUGAGUUGGUCGUUCCGCCGAAUCUCCAAUAUGAAAACCUUCGCACCCGCUCCGCGGAUGCUCCACACUGGUACAGAUAUCGUAGAGAUUCUGUGUAAUAGCCAGACUGGUAUGCUGCGUACACGCAAUCUUGUCGACCGUCGCGAGGUGUUGUCCUUGCAAAAACUUUGGGAAUUCCUGUGGCAGGCGUUGACUACUAUCUUCAAUGAGACCGAGGCUUGGCAUCUUCGGGGAAAUGACAAAUCUGUAAUGCUUGAGUUCUGUCGAGACACGAUCCAGUUCGCCGACUUCCUGUUUGACCAGUAUGGUGUCUUCCUUGGUGCAGUGGGAGAUGCCGAUCCUGGUCAAAAGUCGGUGUCGGAGAACUUCCUGAAGCCUCCCACUGUUACCAUGAGUGCAAUGGUGAAAUGGUUGAGGCUCAAGGAUGAGUAUCUUGCUACUACUUUGGUUGGUCUGGUCUCUAAGCUCUUGCGAAGACUGAGUAACUUGGAUGUCACUACCGUUCGUCCGGACGCGUUGGAGUUCAUCGAGGGCGUGUCUGUUAAUGGGACUAUUCGUACUAUCCUGACUACACGUGACAAGGCCGAGCUGGUUCGCUCAUUGGAGGCAUACUAUAAGAAGCCUGUUGUUACAGCAUCCACCGCUGCCUUGAAAAAGCAAAGCUCUAUCACGGCAUUUGCCAAAUCGUCGGACCGCUCAAGCCCGUUAUCUCGCUCGGCUAGUGCCCUCCCGAGUGAUGAUGACUUCGACGAUAUUCCCGAUAGCGAGCUUCUGGAUCUUUCUCGUUCCGUGGAGCUCAACAAAAAUCGGGUGGCGGCUGAGGCUAAACGUAAAGCAGCUCUGCAAGCUGGAAAGUCCUCGUUGGUUGCUCCUAGAGUGCGACCUGGCACUAUUUCCCAACAGGUUUCUGCGCAGCGCCCGAAAGACGAUGCUCGCAGUGUCUUGUCGUUCCGUGAGAAGCGUGACCGCGAGAAAGAAGCCAAGAAGAAACGUGAUCUGGAAAUUGCUGCGCGGUUGAAGAAGAAUCUUCCGGCGCGCGGUGUUGCGGAGCUGACAGCCGAGCAGGGCUCAGGCCUGAAAGGUAUCGGUGUCAAGGGCAAAGACCAUGCCAUCCCCGCCGAGAGUAUGAUGGUAUCUUCUGGCGAAGAUUCAGAUUCAGAGAGCGAAGAUGAAUUGGACAAGGAGCUGUUUGGCGCAAAGUCGAAGAAGCCUGAUGCGGUGGCCGCCUAUGAGCUAAGCAAGAAGCAGUCACUGCAACAUCAACCUGUCAAGAAGACCAAGCGCCAUCGUUCGAUCAAAGAUAUGCGUGCUCGCCUGGCACCCGAUCUUUCCAGUCUCCACCACUCAAUCCUUUCCUGGGAUUUCUUCUCAACCGGCGAUCUCCCCUCUUCAUCUGGUCGCUCCGAUUAUACUCUGGUCUCCAAUACCUUCCGCACCUCCACCGAGUACCAGAGUACAUUCGAGCCUUUGUUGAUCCUUGAGGCCUGGCAGGGUUUCCAACAGGCUAAAGAGGAAGGUUCUUUCCGUCCCUUUGAAGUGAAGAUCAUGUCCCGCUUGACUGUUGAUGCAUGGAUUGAGUUCAGUACGCAACCGGUUGGAAUGCCUCUGAAAGACUUCAGCAUGGGUGAAGGCGACCUCGUAUUAUUCUCCAGCUCGUCUAACCCCACCGGGGACCCUGAUGCCGGACAUGUACUUGCGCGUGUGGCUGGUAUCAAUCGUAAAGGCGGCAAGCAAGAAGUCACGUAUCGGAUGAACAUUGGAAAUAGCAAAUUCCAUGCCUCUUUCGGCACGGGUUCAACAUCUUGGGCUACCAAGAUCACCUCUUUGAUCCCCGUAGAGCGAGAGUAUGGUGCCCUUAUGGCUCUGCAGUUCUAUGAUCUGUGCGACGAGGUUGUUCAAGCCAAGCCUUCACCUAUUCUUCCAUACGGAGAUGCUAAGCUGGAUCCAUUGAUGAAGAACUACUCUGUCAACCGUGCCCAGGCUAGGGCUAUCAGGCACGCCAUGGACAACGAUGGAUUUUCUCUGAUCCAGGGUCCCCCCGGUUCUGGAAAAACAAAAACUAUCACAGCUCUUGUUGGAAGUCUUUUGACAAACGUGCUUGGAAAAACCUCUGUUUCAAUCGGACCUGGAUACCAUGCCAACCAACCCAAAGUACCAGGGAAGAAGAUUCUGAUCUGUGCACCGAGUAACGCUGCCGUUGACGAGUUGGUCAUGCGUUUGAAGGAAGGCGUCAAGACGGCUAAUGGCAAUCAUGAAAAGCUCUCGGUCGUUCGUUUGGGACGAAGCGAUGCCAUCAAUUCCAAAGUUCUCGAUGUCACUCUCGACGAGAUGGUGAAUGCACGCCUUAACAAGAGCACCAGCUCUAGCAAUGGUGUUGACAUGCAGAAGCUUUACGAAGAGCACAAGGCUACUGAUACUCGUUUCAAAGAGAUCCGUACUUCCUUGGACGAGUGUAGGGCCAAGGGUCUGCCUGCUCCGGAGGAACUCGAGCGCGAUUUCGAGUUGACGAAGAAGAAAAGGUCUCAACUCAGUACGGAUAUCGACAAAGCUCGAGACCAACUUCACACCCAAACCCGAAACGCAGAGCUCAACAAGCGACGUGCCCAACAAGAAGUCAUCGACGGUGCACAUGCUAUCUGUACCACUCUCAGUGGUUCCGGCCACGAAAUAUUCCAGGGUAUGAACGUCGAAUUCGAGACUGUCAUUAUCGAUGAGGCGGCCCAGUGUAUUGAGCUGAGCGCGCUCAUUCCGCUGAAGUAUGGCUGUUCCAAGUGUAUUUUGGUCGGUGAUCCCAAACAAUUGCCUCCUACUGUUCUCUCGAAGAUGGCUUCUUCAUUCCAGUACGAACAAAGUCUUUUCGUUCGUAUGCAGAAGAAUCAUCCGAAGGACGUACAUUUGCUGGAUGUUCAGUAUCGUAUGCAUCCAGAAAUCAGCCGCUUCCCCAGUCUUACGUUCUAUGAUGGCAAGCUUGAGGAUGGCCCCGACAUGGCGAAGCUUCGAAGACGCCCAUGGCAUCAAAGUGAUCUGCUGAGUCCCUAUCGUUUCUUCGACGUUCAAGGCAUGCAGUCGAGUGCCACUAAAGGCCACUCGUUGAUUAACUACGCCGAAGUGCGAGUAUCAAUGCUACUAUACGAACGACUCAUUACGGAUGUGAAGAGCUACGACUUUGCAGGCAAGAUCGGUAUCAUUACCCCGUACAAGGGCCAACUCAGAGAAAUGAAGAAUCAGUUCGCUGCUAGAUACGGCGAGGAAAUUCUUACCAAAGUCGACUUCAAUACUACCGAUGCCUUCCAAGGUCGGGAAGCUGAAGUCAUCAUCUUCUCUUGUGUUCGCGCUUCGAACAAAGGCAUCGGUUUCUUGGCCGAUAUCCGUCGUAUGAACGUCGGUUUGACUCGUGCCAAAUCUUCGCUCUGGGUGCUUGGUAACUCGCAAGCCCUUCAGCAAGGACAGUUCUGGAAUGGCCUCAUCCAGGACGCGCGUGGGCGUCAGGUGUAUACAGAAGGCAACAUUGUUCAGAUGCUCGAGCGACCACAAUUUACUGGCUACCAAGAAGUGGAGAUGGUUGAUGUUGAUUCGCCCAUAGCAGCGCCUUCGGUCGAAACUCCUGAUUCGGUGAAAGCAGAAUCACCAGCGCCGCCUAUAUCCCGACAAUCCUCGGUGGCUGCUGUACCGGCUUCUCGUUCUGUGUCGAUGUCGGUACCCAGCCGAGAUGCUCCGAACGCACCGCCUGAAGGGCCGUCGGGUGGGAGAAUGGGUCUGGAUACCACGAAGAACUGUGGAGUUUGCGGUAGUAAUGAUCAUUUUACCUACAACUGCGACAACACCGAAGCUCAAGAGGCGUCGCGUGGCACGUGCUUCCGAUGUGGAGAGUCCGGUCACUCGAGAGUUCGAUGCACUGCUGAGCUCUGUCUUCAGUGUGGUCAAAUUGGUCACUUGAGUUCUCAGUGCAAAGCACCGCCCAACACGCUCUCUAAGAUCGAAAGGUCGAAGCUACAGCAUCAGCAACGCAAGUUUGAGGACCUCCGGAAACAGAACGCUGAGCGUCAGCAGCAACGUCAAGUUGCCAGAAUCAAUCCCCAGGUACCUACCGUGAAAGCAACGACUGAAAAUCCAGUUAAAAAGGAGGAGAACCCGCACCAGAACCAGCGCCAGCAUCAGCAGCAGAAUCAGUAUCGCAAUCAACACCGGAACGAGAAUCAGAACCCAAAUAAUUCUGCUCACCAACAAAAGCGCAAGCGCAAUGACUCGGCACCCGAUGCUCCACAGGCAAUGCGACAACGCACCGAUGCUCCGGAUGCGCCUAAGGGUCCCAAAGGCCCCAAAGGCAAAGGCUCCAAAGGAACGACGGGUUCUAAUGUUCCGACUGGACCUCGGAAUCCGGUUCCACCAAGCGAUCUCAUCAAACCUUCCCGCGAUGGGCCAGCAUAUGCACCGACAGGCAAGCCACCAGCACCGGCAAUCCGGGCCCCAAGUGGGCCGUCGGCUGGCAGAGCCGGAGAGGCCCCGCCGAAACCACGGCCACCGAUGAUGCGAAAGAAGAAAGACGCAGACCCAUUCAUUCGACCCAAACAGCGACGCAAAUAG
Molecule: messenger RNA, 6519 nt
Organism: Penicillium manginii
Lineage: Eukaryota; Fungi; Ascomycota; Eurotiomycetes; Eurotiales; Aspergillaceae
Product: putative tRNA-splicing endonuclease
Exons: 4
Coding region: 1-6519 (2172 amino acids)
Biological process (GO): termination of RNA polymerase II transcription
Cellular component (GO): nuclear body
Molecular function (GO): helicase activity; transcription termination site sequence-specific DNA binding; ATP binding
Source: RefSeq, a predicted model, not a curated record